AUGUCGCUUGCAGAAAAUGCGGCGGAUGAAGAAAAGGUUAGUGAUGUUGAAUCAGCGAAAGAAGCAUGGGAAAUUCUUGAAAAUUUGUUUGGAGGCACAGAAAAGGUUCUUGCUACGAUUUUAACUUUGUGGUUAGCAGACAAAUCUGGUCGCCGGCUUUUACUUAUUGUUUCUUCAUCUGCAAUGGCUUUGAGUCUUUUGGUUGUUUCAAUAUCAUUCUACUUGAAGGAAUAUAUAUCACCAGAUUCUGAUUUAUAUGCGACAUUGAGCCUCGUAUCGGUGGCUGGAUUUGUGGUCAUGGUUAUUGCAUUCUCUCUGGGAUUAGGAGCAAUGCCAUGGAUUAUAAUGUCUGAGAUUCUUCCGAUUAACAUCAAAGGCCUAGCUGGAAGUUUUGCAACACUUGCCAAUUGGUUCUUUUCCUGGUUGGUUACAUUAACAGCAAAUUUGCUCUUGGAUUGGAGUUCGGGAGGAACCUUCACAAUAUAUACUGCAGUGUGUGUUUUCACAGCAGGAUUUGUUGCCAUUUGGAUCCCCGAGACAAAGGGAAAAACUCUUGAAGAAAUACAACAGUUUUUCAGAUUAAGUUUCCUUUCGAGUAGUACUUCAGCUAGUGUUCACUCAUGUAUUCACAUUCAUAUUUUUUUCUUCUGA
Molecule: messenger RNA, 651 nt
Organism: Lathyrus oleraceus (garden pea)
Lineage: Eukaryota; Viridiplantae; Streptophyta; Magnoliopsida; Fabales; Fabaceae
Product: sugar transporter ERD6-like 6
Exons: 8
Coding region: 1-651 (216 amino acids)
Biological process (GO): transmembrane transport
Cellular component (GO): membrane; plant-type vacuole
Molecular function (GO): transmembrane transporter activity
Source: RefSeq, a predicted model, not a curated record